UCUCUUCCUCCUCCUCCUGACUUCCUGAGCUCCUCCCCCCCUCGGUCUCUGUCGCUCGCGAGAGGGAAGCUCGUUCACGCGAGCGAGCUUCCGGGAAGGAGGAGGAGGAGGAGCUCGCGUCGGAGGCGGUGGGGGGUGGCCGUUCGCGCGGGAUCGACGGUUUCUGUGUGGGGUUUUUGUUGGGAGGUGGUUUUUUUUUGGGUGGAUUUGUGGAAGUGUUUGAGGUGGUGAGGUGCGGGUGGAGAUCCGGCGAUGGCGUCGGUGGAGGUGAGGUCGGUGAGGAAGUCGGCGGCGCUGCGGCCGAGGGGGCCGGGGAAGCUGCAGCCGGCGAGGUCGAUGCCGCUCGACUACAGGUACUCGAGUGCGGGCGGGAAGGCGGCGAACGGCGUGGGGCCACGGGCCGUUGUGGCGCCGGAGGUGGAGGAGGAGGAGGAGGAAGAGGUGGGGGUGGUGGGGUUUGAGGGGGAUGUGGACUCGCCGUACAGCUCCCAGGCGGCGACAACGGAGGAGGCGGAGGAGGAGGGGGUUGUAGGUGACGGGGAGGUGGAUUCGGCUGCUGCUGCUACUGGUGGUGCUCGGGCGACGGCGACGACGCCGCGGAGGAUGUCUCCGGCGGGAGCUGGGAGCCCCUCGCAGCGCGACGCGAGGUGGGGUGACACGAGCUCCUACGGUGCUAGAAAGAAGCACAGAGUUUUUUGUCAGCUUCCAAAUGGUGAUUGGGCCUUAUGCACUGUAAUUACAACCUCCGGUGACGAUUCUGUACUAAAGCUUCCUGAAGGAAAAGUACUGAGAUUGAAAACAGAGAGCCUUGAAGCUGCAAAUCCUGAAAUUCUAGAUGGGGUGGAUGAUCUUAUGCAGCUAAGUUAUCUAAGUGAGCCAUCAGUUCUGUACAAUUUGCAGUACAGAUACUCCCAGGACUUGAUUUAUACUAAAGCAGGUCCAGUUUUGGUGGCGGUCAAUCCUUUUAAGAAAGUUCCUCUAUAUGGUAAUGAGUACAUUAAUGCAUAUAGAAAUAAAACAAAGGAUAGCCCGCAUGUUUAUGCAAUAGCAGAUUCUGCUCUUCGUGAAAUGAAAAGAGAUGAAGUUAAUCAGUCUAUUAUUAUAAGUGGUGAGAGUGGAGCAGGAAAGACAGAAACUGCAAAGAUUGCUAUGCAGUAUUUGGCCUCUCUUGGAGGUGGGGGAGGCAUAGAAUAUGAGAUCCUACAGACUAACCCAAUACUUGAGGCUUUUGGCAAUGCAAAGACACUAAGAAAUGAUAACUCAAGUCGUUUUGGAAAGCUUAUUGAAAUCCAUUUCAGUACAACUGGAAGGAUUUGUGGUGCCAUGAUUCAAACGUUUCUACUCGAGAAGUCAAGGGUUGUACAAUCUGCAGUUGGUGAGCGCUCCUACCAUAUUUUUUACCAACUAUGUGCUGGUGCUCCUGCAUCCCUCAGAGAUAAGUUGAAUCUGAAAAAAGUGGAUGAAUACAAAUAUCUGAAGCAGAGUUGCUGCUAUUCAAUUGCUGGUGUGGAUGAUGCUCAGAUGUUCCGUACUGUGACUGAAGCUAUGAGCAUCGUCCACAUCAGUAAAGAGGACCAAGAUAAUGUUUUUGCAAUGGUUUCUGCGGUUCUAUGGCUGGGAGAUGUCUCUUUUACAGUUAUUGACAACGAAAACCAUGUUGAGAUUGUUGUAGAUGAAGCGGCAGAAAUGGUUGCAAGACUUCUUGGCUGCAGUAUUGAAGAUCUCAAUUUAGCUUUGUCAAAGAGGCACAUGAAAGUUAAUAAUGAAAAUAUUGUCCAGAAACUCACCCUUUCACAGGCAAUUGACACAAGAGAUGCACUGGCCAAAUCACUCUAUGCCAGUUUGUUUGAGUGGCUUGUUGAACAAAUUAACAAAUCUCUUUCAGUUGGCAAACGUCGAACUGGGCGAUCAAUCAGUAUUCUUGAUAUCUAUGGCUUUGAAUCAUUUGAUAGAAACAGUUUUGAACAGUUCUGUAUUAACUAUGCUAAUGAAAGGCUACAGCAACAUUUCAAUCGCCAUUUGUUUAAGCUCGAGCAAGAGGAAUACGUUGAAGAUGGCAUUGACUGGGCAAAGGUUGAAUUUGAGGACAAUCAGAACUGUUUGAAUCUCUUCGAGAAAAAGCCACUGGGGUUAUUGUCUCUGCUAGAUGAAGAAUCUACCUUUCCCAAUGCCACGGACCUUACUUUUGCAAACAAGCUUAAGCAACACCUGAACAAUAAUUCCUGCUUUCGAGGAGAAAGAGGCAAGGCCUUUGCCGUCCAUCACUAUGCAGGAGAGGUGGCUUAUGACACAUCAGGUUUUCUAGAGAAGAACAGAGAUUUGUUGCACAUGGACUCAAUUCAGCUCCUUGCCAAAUGCAAAUCCUCACUACCGCAAAUCUUUGCAUCCAAAAUACUUUCUCAAUCUGAUAAUCCAAUACCUAUUCCAUAUAGAUCUAGUGCUGCUGACUCGCAGAAGUUGAGUGUUGCGAUGAAGUUUAAGGGACAAUUGUUCCAACUUAUGCAAAGACUUGAAAGUACAACACCACACUUUAUACGUUGUAUUAAGCCAAACAAUUUGCAACUCCCUGCAAUCUACGAACAAGGACUUGUGCUUCAACAACUCAAAUGUUGUGGGGUUCUUGAGGUUGUCCGAAUUUCAAGAUCUGGGUAUCCAACUAGAAUGACUCAUCAGAAAUUCGCUCGACGGUAUGGAUUUCUUCUUCUUGAGGAUGUUGCAUCUCAAGACCCACUGAGUGUUUCAGUUGCCAUUCUUCACCAGUUCAACAUUUUACCUGAGAUGUAUCAAGUUGGGUACACAAAAUUGUUCUUUCGAACUGGCCAGAUUGGCAAACUUGAAGACACUCGGAAUCGUACUCUGCAUGGUAUUUUAAGGGUUCAAAGCUGUUUCAGAGGGCAUCAAGCUCGUCGUCAUGCAAGGGAACGAAUAAGAGGAGUUCUGGCUCUUCAAUCAUUUAUUCGAGGUGAGAAUGCUAGGAAAAUGUAUUCAUCUCUGGUGAGGAAACAUAGGGCAGCCACCGUUUUACAGAGAAGUCUAAAAUGCUGGCUGGCAAGAAGAUAUUUCAUUAACAUACGAAAGGCUUCAGUAGUAAUACAAUCUGGCAUUCGUGGUUGUCUUGUUCGAAGAUGUGCUGGCAAUGUUGAUCUAUUGAAUGUGUUAAGAGAAUUUGAAUCAAAGAAGGAGGCAGAGGGUGAUCAAAUUUUGAUCAAGGCAUCAUUCCUUGCUGAGCUACAAAGGCGAAUACUAAAGGCUGAGGCGACAGUCCGAGAAAAGGAUGAAGAGAACGAGAUGCUUCAGCAACGACUUCAGCAAUAUGAAAACCGAUGGUCAGAGUACGAGCAGAAAAUGAAAGCGAUGGAGGAAAUGUGGCAGAAGCAAAUGCGGUCACUACAAUCAAGCCUAUCCGUAGCGAAGAAGAGCCUUGCUCUUGAUGAGACACCCAGAAUGUCCGACUCAUCAGUAGACCAGAGCUGGGAGAGCAACGGGAAUCACAUUGGCAGCGCGUCGCAGCUGGUUCCGCGCACGAUUGGGCGGGAGAUGAACGCCAGCAUCAGUGUCAUCAGCCGCCUGGCUGAAGAAUUUGAGCAGCGCAGCCAAGUCUUUGCCGAUGACGCCAAGUUCUUGGUUGAGGUCAAGUCUGGACAGGCCGAUGCCAGCCUGAACCCUGACAUGGAACUCCGCAGGCUGAAGCAGAACUUCGACUCAUGGAAGAAGGAUUUCGGCUCGCGCAUAAGGGAGACGAAGGUGAUCCUCAACAAGCUGGGGAGCGGCAACGAGUCGUCGCCCAACUCCGUGAAGCGAAAAUGGUGGGGAAGGUUGAACACCUCCAAGUUUUCAUGAUCCACCACCAUAUAAUGGUGUAGAUGCCCCGGUGUUUUACAAGCUGGGGGAGUGAUUGCUAGUCCUAGAGCUUCUAUUCAGCUGAGGUGUUGGUGUAAAGUCCAGUGUUUUGGGCUGGAUCUGUGAUUUGUGGAGGGCGAGUUUGUAUAGUUCUUCCACGAGAGGCCUUCUUUCUAGGGGCCAAGAACCACCGAGUUGUGAUGUAAUUACUUGCUAAGAUAGCUGCUAAAGGGAGGAGAUCGGAGAUUAUUGUUC
This is a messenger RNA of Oryza brachyantha (malo sina), 4095 nucleotides long. Its product is annotated as myosin-1-like. Gene Ontology annotation, molecular function: microfilament motor activity; ATP binding; actin filament binding. Lineage: Eukaryota; Viridiplantae; Streptophyta; Magnoliopsida; Poales; Poaceae. Gene Ontology annotation, biological process: actin filament organization; vesicle transport along actin filament. The coding region runs from base 253 to 3840 and encodes 1195 amino acids. Gene Ontology annotation, cellular component: actin cytoskeleton; cytoplasm; vesicle. The record is from RefSeq and is a predicted model, not a curated record. The transcript has 23 exons.